Molecule: messenger RNA, 408 nt
Organism: Spirometra erinaceieuropaei
Lineage: Eukaryota; Metazoa; Platyhelminthes; Cestoda; Diphyllobothriidea; Diphyllobothriidae
Source: the annotation of a GenBank genome assembly
AUGUUCUUAGAACGUCUGCCGACGUCUGUACAAACAAUCUUGGCCUCUGGCUCCGACGACCUAGAAAUAUCAAAGUUAGCGGAGAUGGCUGACCGUAUGAUGGAGGUUGAGCGUUUGUCAUCCCCGACGAUUGCUCAGGUGUCCCAGCCUCUCAACGUGUCCACAUCUGACCUGGCUGAACUAAAGACACAGAUUGCCCAGUUGUCAGCGACUGUUGCCGCUUUGCAGCUGCGCCGAUCCCCCGGUCCCUUUCGAUGUUCCUUCGGCCGUGACUGUCGUCGUUCCCGCUCUCGCCCCAGGACCGCCAACCUAUGUUGGUAUCAUGUCAACUAUGGCGACAAGGCGCGGCGCUGUGUCCCACCCUGCUCCUUCAAGUCCACGCAGGGAAACUCCUCGGCCGGAGAGUAA